Molecule: messenger RNA, 1801 nt
Organism: Colletotrichum scovillei
Lineage: Eukaryota; Fungi; Ascomycota; Sordariomycetes; Glomerellales; Glomerellaceae
Exons: 2
Coding region: 963-1643 (226 amino acids)
Source: RefSeq, a predicted model, not a curated record
CUGUCUCUCUGCUCUGGAUCAUACAUAAUAACAUUACCACCUCACCCGCCCCAUGCCUCUUGUCUCCUGCACAAACAUACUCACGGAUACCCAGUCCCAUUUCUGAUCAGACCCCAUCACUCCGGACGAGUCGAGGGUGUCUCUUGUUCUUCCUAUAUUACUUUCAGACCUCGCUCGCCUUGGCACGUCAAAUCCCACGAACACCUACCUCUUCCGUUCUGCUCUCAGCCGUCUAUCCUUCCGGUCCUCCUCGCUGCCCCCGGGACUCACAUCUUCCAUUAGUCGCCCCGUCCCAUCUUCUUCAUUCCUCACAACUUGGGAACGCACCAGAGCCCGUUACUUGUUUUGUUUCACUCGCCUGCGAGCUUUCCCGCCCUCCAUUACGCUGACUUUUCUGCGCUCGGUUUCGCGCCUCGACUUGUCUCUGGUUGCCCUGCCGCUGUCACCGGAUCUCUUUUCCUCUAAUAAAUUGGCUUGCCCAGGCCUGGACAUAUAUCACUUCAAGUCUCGGCACACCCCGCACCCGUCCAAGCAUCUUAAUACAAUACCACUGCCCUCCACCUUGAACUGCCACAUCCACCACUGGUAGUUUACAAUCAUCACAAAUUGCCGAACACCGCCUUGGCUUGAGGACAUUGGUGGAAUCGUUACAGACGCAGUAGUACUUGGAGCACACAUCCAGUACAAGUCAACAGGCUAGUUGCAUCAACUCAGACGACCUGCAUCGUUGGAGGAAAGGCAAAAGAAAGGAACCAGAAGGUUUUCUUCGUGGCUGGAACUACUUCGACAUCGACAGACAUCGCGGGAAACAGAUUACCAGACGAGCAUCCCCGAACCUCAUCUAAACCCUCGACAACCAGGAUUGAGUUGAGACACGACGACAAAAGACGGUCUUCGCGCAUUCAAACACCAACUCUUGUAUACACCACAAUCACCUAUUACCAACCCUAAUCACCGAAAAAAUGAAGCCUUCAUCACUACUCUUCGCCCUGGGCUUCACCCAGUUCGGCCUGGCUGCUCCCGUCCCAUCAACCAUUUCAGAUAUGGUCUCACACGUCAAGACCGAGGCACGUCGUCUGACGAGGGUAACACGCGUGUCUAUGCACCGUACACGACCCAUCUCUGACGUCUAUGACAUCGAAACCGAGUUCAACAACGAGCCAGUAACACCAUCCGAGGACAUGCCCCCGUCAAUCGUCCUCGCCGCACCGCGGCCUUUGAAGACCAGCUACCUCCAGUCCCUGUCAAGGCACCCGGCACCUCACGGCAAGGACAGAGUGGUGGACGUUGUGGGCGACGGAACCCCUGAGACGAUCACGCCAAUGUCGCUCAAGGAUGGCCUGGCGGAACUGUUGCCUUCUGGUCGCCUGCCGUCCUGGAAGCAAAUCACCCGGCCGACGAUGAGGAUCUUUGAGCAGCACCCUGAUCUAAUUGUUCUCGGCGCCGUCAUCGCCCUUGUUCUCGUCCUUUUGGUGCUGGAGUUUGUCGGUACUACCUUCCAAGGAGUACGCCAGCACUAUGACCCGCAAGGAGUAAUCCGGCUAGAGGUGGACGAGAAGGCGUGCAAGACACCAUCGUUCCGAUGUGACUCGGUGCCUUAUCAUGACGAGGAGGGGCAGGAUGCCGAAGAACCGAGACCAUGAUUCUAUGGAAAUGGUUUAACCCAGGAAGGGCAACGAAAAAAGAAAAACGAAAACACCAACACUCAACAAGUCUCAGGACUUGCGGACUAUUUUAAUGUGAUUACUAGACAUUGCGAUACCAUCUUCUUACUAGUAUUGAGCGCGGCGCUGGUUAACGG